Aspergillus melleus is the source of this 1236-nucleotide messenger RNA. RefSeq names its product serine hydrolase domain-containing protein. The coding region runs from base 1 to 1236 and encodes 411 amino acids. The record is from RefSeq and is a predicted model, not a curated record. Lineage: Eukaryota; Fungi; Ascomycota; Eurotiomycetes; Eurotiales; Aspergillaceae. The transcript is spliced from 3 exons.
AUGGAACAGAACUUCCAGGCUGCCGUUAGUGCAGGAGUCAUCCCUGGCGUGGGCUUAUUUGCAACCGACUUCAGUGGCGACUUCAACUAUGCCCAUGCUUUUGGCAAUGCGUCCAUAAAACCUGGCGCGGAAAGACCAUUCGAGCUAGAUGCAACCCUGACCAUUGCCUCGUGCAGCAAGAUCAUCACCACCAUCGCGGCGUUGCAGUGCGUUGAGCAAGACCUCUUCGGGCUGGACGAUGACGUCUCAACGAUUCUCGUUGAGCUUAAGGAUCCUAAGAUCCUCACGGGCUUCGAUGAGACCACCGGCAACGCUACCCUUGUCCCGGCGAAGAAUAAGAUCACGCUCCGACACCUCUUGACACAUGCGUCUGGGAUUGCCUAUGACUUCAUCGACCCUCUUCUCAUGCGCUGGAAGACCUCAACGACGGGUCAAGCCCCGGACAUGACUAGCACCGAGCCGAUCCUUGAGAAGAUUGAUGUGCCGCUCCUUUUUGAGCCCGGUGAGGGUUGGGAGUACGGCUACUCCAUGGACUGGACCGGCACGCUUAUUUCCCGUCUCAACAACAUGUCCCUCGAUGCGUACGUGCAGAAGCACGUCGCCGAGCCUCUCGGGAUCAAGGACAUGACUUUCCACUUGGAGAAAAAUGACCUGGUGCGCUCAAACCUGGCCGAUUUCAAUCUCCGCGAAGGGGGAAAUAGCCAAUACGGCACCCCUGCUGACCCGAAUGGCUCGAUCUCGUGGAUGCCCGGCCACCUCUACGCCGACACCGUUGUCGACGAGUACGGCGGAUGGGGCAUCUACACCAGCGGUCCAUCCUUCCUGAAGGUGCUGGCCUCAAUCCUCCGGGACGACGGCAAGUUGCUGCGCAGCGAGACGAUUGACAGCAUGUUCAAGCAGCAAUUGUCGAGCGAUUCCAAGGACAUGCUCAAGACAACGUUGUCCGUGCCCGAGGUCAACAAUUACCUCGGAGGGACGCCGCUUGGUCUGGAGAAGGGGUACGGCCUGGGUGGCCUGUUGAUGCUGGAGGACUCGUCCGCGAGUGGCAAUAAUGCCGGCACCAUGCGAUGGUCGGGUAUGCCCAAUCUCUUCUGGUGGAUUGAUCGUACGGCCGGCUUGUGUGGUUUGUACGCUAGCCAGAUCAUGCCCACUGGUGAUCCGCGCAGUGUGGAGUGGGGAACUACCUUCAUGAAGGAGAUGUAUACUCGCCUGAAGAAAUCUGACUCAAAGGCGUAG